AUGUCGACACUUGAGUUAACGGCAUUGCCGCCGCUGUCCCCCACUAUGGAGCGUGCGUUUACAGAAGCGUUUGCGGAAAUGUCUGAGCUUGAGAAAAGUGACACUUCUCCUCAUAUUAAACUCGAAUCACCACAAGACGUGUGGUCUAGUAGCGAUGAUGACGAUAUGGUGAAGAAGAAAAACUCGACUUUUUUACCUGAAACACCGCAAGUACACAAGAGUGUCAUUCACACCAUUAGUCCAUGUGGAAAGCAGACGGACAUUAAUGAGAUUGAUGCGAAACGCGCAAGACGCUCUGCCAUUGAAAAAAAGUCGCGACAAAGGCGACAAAAUGUGCUUAAAAGGAUGAGAGAUGAGGUCAAACAGCUUGAGACUCGAUACGCUGAACUUGAUGGUAAGCAACGUGGAUCGUUUCGGGUUGAGAAUGGAGAGAAACAAUGUGGUAAUAGCGUCACGAUAGACCGACUUGAGGAAAAGUUUUCGGAACUUUCCUUGGUCGCACAUGCGCUAGAAGAGGAUCAGGUAAAACUACAGACUUUACUUCAGCAACACCAAGAGUUUCAAAAGACAGUUCAAGGCUUUACAGAUGAAAAGAUUGACGAGAAAAAGCAUGUGUGGAAUUGUGGUGUACCUUUAAGCUCAUCGUUCAGUGCGACAUUUAAGGCUUUGACUGUCGCUGAGUGUUAUUCCUUAGUACGGAAGUCAUACGACGAGAUCCAGCGCUUUAACGACGCCGAGCAUUUUCAAACGACUGGUGCAAAUUUUAUGGGGUGGACAGAUAAGAGGAAGUACGACUCAAAGACUGGAGCAUUACAAUAUGGUUUUACGAAGAAGUUCUGGAUGCAUACGCCAGAGGAUUUAUUGACAAGAACAUGGGAUAUAUUUCUCGAUGGGUCUAAAUUUAAAAACAUGUCAUUUGAUAGUUCUGUCAACGCUCGAUAUGAAGUAUUGCAACAGCUUAAUGACGAUUUGCGUAUCGUUCGACGAGAUCAUCGCAUCCGGGCUGUUGAUGUUACAUUUGCGACGAUUCAACUUAUUUUCCGUUUGCAGACGCCGACGGGCUAUACACUUUGUAUGCGUACGAUUCCUGCACCUGAAAUUCAAUGUGUCCAAGAUUCUCAUGAGUACUUUUACGAGAUAUUUCACUGGACGCAUUUCAAUCGUCUGUAUGACGAUGAGGGCAAACCUACAGGCUGCGAAAUUGUUACUGGGGGGUCCAUCGCCGACCAACAACAGAUUCAGUCUUCGUUCUGGCUGUUUGAACUCGUGUGCUCACUUUUACGGUGGGAGACCGCCUGCGUCGCACCACUAUUCCUCAAGCAUUCUUAG
Plasmopara halstedii is the source of this 1329-nucleotide messenger RNA. RefSeq lists its product as uncharacterized. The transcript has 2 exons. The record is from RefSeq and is a predicted model, not a curated record. The coding region runs from base 1 to 1329 and encodes 442 amino acids. NCBI's taxonomy places the organism in Eukaryota, Oomycota, Peronosporomycetes, Peronosporales, Peronosporaceae.